Hibiscus syriacus is the source of this 1058-nucleotide messenger RNA. Its product is annotated as GATA transcription factor 5-like. Gene Ontology annotation, molecular function: zinc ion binding; sequence-specific DNA binding. Gene Ontology annotation, cellular component: nucleus. Gene Ontology annotation, biological process: positive regulation of DNA-templated transcription. Lineage: Eukaryota; Viridiplantae; Streptophyta; Magnoliopsida; Malvales; Malvaceae. The record is from RefSeq and is a predicted model, not a curated record.
AUGGAAUGCAUUGUAGCCUUGAAGAGCAGCUUUAGAAAGGAGAUGGCUAUGACAUCAAGCCCCCAAGCGUUUUUGGAAGAUAUUUGGGUUGUUAAUGGUCAAAAUGGUGUUUCUAGCGAUGAUUUCUCCGUUGACGACCUCUUUGACUUUAGUAAUGAAGAGGGUUUCCUUCAACAACAACGUGAACAUGAAGAAGAAGAAGAAGAAGAAGAAGAAGUGCCGGCUUCUUCUUCUUCUUCGCCUAAGAGACAAAAGCUAAGCCAAGACAUAAUCUUUUCCAACGACAGUAGUACUAAUUUCGAUUACACUUCCUUAUCCACCAACGAACUUGCUGUUCCGGCGGAUGACGUUGAAAACCUUGAAUGGUUGUCUCAUUUCGUUGAGGAUUCUUUCUCGGAGCACUCUAUGGCGUACCCCUCCGGAACGUUACUCGUGAACAAAGUGCCUGAACAGGAAAUACCGAUUACGACGUGUUUCGAAACGCCUGUUCCGGCGAAAGCCAGAAGCAAGCGUGCCCGAACCGGCGGCCGAGUUUGGUCCCUUGUCGCCUCCCCUUCACUUACAGAAUCAUCUUCGAAUUCCACGUCAUCGUCUUCCUCCUCCAGCCCUUCACCUUGGCUGCUUUGCCCAAACAGUUGCUCCGGUUCAACCUUUGAACUGUCCGAACUGGUUUCUGUGGAAAAGCCGCCGGUUCAGAAGCAUAUGAAGAGACCGUCGACCGACUCGACAGGUUGCAAUGGGACCCAGCCGACGCGUAGGUGCAGUCAUUGUGGAGUUACGAAGACGCCACAAUGGAGAGCCGGUCCAAUGGGGGCUAAGACCUUAUGUAACGCAUGUGGGGUCAGGUUUAAGUCGGGUAGGCUUUUACCCGAGUAUAGACCGGCUUGUAGCCCAACUUUUUCAAUCGAGUUGCACUCGAACCAUCACCGGAAAGUGCUGGAGAUGCGACGCAAGAAGGAAACAUCGGGUGAGGCCGAACCCGGUCUAGCUCCUCCAGUUGCGCCAAGUUUUGGAUAACAUUACCGCAUUAGACAAAUGCCAAAUAUAUUUUAGAGCAG